AUGCUACCGCAGCCCAAGGCCAGGGAAGCCGUUGACUCCACGCCGAAGGACAUCAUCAUCCCCCAAAGAGAGAAACCCGGAUACAUCGACCAAGAAGAAGAUGAACUGCAGAAUGAUAUCCAAGAAGAAGCCACGGUUCUUGGAAGCAUCCAUAUCCUGUGUUGCCUGGUGAUUUCAAGUUUUGGGGCUAUUUUGGAUUUUUCUUCCUACUCUUCCCACCUCAAGCCAGCAGUUUCCACCAUGUUGAUGACUGGGUACCCAUUUGUAGGAGCUCUGUGUUUUGCCAUUACAGGGAUCCUUUCCAUUAUCUCUGGGAAAAAGUCAACCAAGCCCUUUGCCAUGAGCAGUACCACCUCCAGUGCAGUGAGUUCUGUUGUCGCUGGAGCUGGCCUCUUCCUCCUCACUUACAGCCUGGGGACUCUCUCUCAACUGUGUGACUCAGAAAAGGAGCACGAGUCUUCCGUGCCUCAUUCGGGGAACCACGAUCUGAGACAUGAAACCAAAAACUGUGUCCCGGACUGUGUCAGUCUCAUGGCUGUGCUGGUGGUGAUGCUUCUCUUCUCUGUGCUGGAGUUCUUACUAGCUGCAUACGCGUCCGUCUUUUGGUGGAAACAGGUCUACUCCAACAACCCGGGGAGUUCAUUUUCCUUGCCUCAGUCUCAGGAUCAUAUCAAACAUGUCAAAGCCUUCUUCAAGGUCAUGGAUAACUGUUGGCCUUAGAGGACAAAAGAAGGAGAAACCCAGGGC
Molecule: messenger RNA, 747 nt
Organism: Molossus molossus (Pallas's mastiff bat)
Lineage: Eukaryota; Metazoa; Chordata; Mammalia; Chiroptera; Molossidae
Product: membrane-spanning 4-domains subfamily A member 7-like
Exons: 6
Coding region: 1-720 (239 amino acids)
Biological process (GO): cell surface receptor signaling pathway
Cellular component (GO): plasma membrane; trans-Golgi network
Source: RefSeq, a predicted model, not a curated record